Messenger RNA from Penaeus chinensis, 366 nucleotides. Its product is annotated as RE1-silencing transcription factor B-like. Gene Ontology annotation, cellular component: nucleus. The transcript has 3 exons. Lineage: Eukaryota; Metazoa; Arthropoda; Malacostraca; Decapoda; Penaeidae. Gene Ontology annotation, biological process: regulation of gene expression. Bases 1 to 366 code for a protein of 121 amino acids. The record is from RefSeq and is a predicted model, not a curated record.
AUGUGGAUUGAGAUGAUUUCAAUGGACUUCCAGCGGAGUCGGCUGGAUGAUGGCAAGGACAUAGCCGGGUGCGAACCUGGGAUCCAGGGGCGUCAUUUCAUGUCAGGGAUGGCAAGCGAAAUGAACUGCAGCAUAAGCGGAGAGAGCUGGGUGAUGACGCCACGGUCCCGGAGACACCAGCGGGUCUUGACGUGUCCUUACUGCUCGUACUACACCACCAUUAGAACCAACUACUUCAAGCAUCUCAGGAAGCACACGGGAGAGAAGCCUUUUUCGUGUCCCAAUUGUUCCUACAGCUCGACCCAAAAGAGUAAUCUGGAGAGACACAUGUUCCGGUGCCCAGCAAGAGUCAAUGUGUCUGUCUGA